ACUCUCUUAUAGUCACUUAUAUAAAUAUUAAAUAAACAAAAAUUUUUAAUUUUAUUAAAUUUCAAUUAUCUCCGUUUUUUUAUUUUAAUACUUGCCCAGGUCGAAAUUUAGAAUUCCCAAGUCGAAGAUUUAAUUAUUUAUAUUAAGGAUACUUUAGAAGACUAAUACUUAUGUUUUCUAUUGCUACAUGGUUUAAGAUAUCAGUGUUUAUAUUCGUUUGUGUAACUUGGGUUCACGUCCUAUAUUUGAGUUGGAGACUCUCGGAUACCUUACAACGCAAUGCCGCUCACCGCUGACGUUGCUGCCCAACAAGUGCAAGAACGUUUAAGAUCUCUACAUAAAUUAAUAUAUGACAUAGAAGCAGAGAGAGGUCGUAAUGAGCAAUGCAUUGAAUCCAUAUUAAGAGCAGAAAAGGCCAUCGAGUCGCCAUCAAAUACUGAUGAUUCCUCAAGUUCAUCACAGCAGCAAAUGCAGUUAAAAAAUCUCUACAAAUCAGGACUAACGGCUGCUGAGCAAGAAGAGAGGUUAUUACGGGCCGCCUUGUCGCGCAUUUAUGAUAUUCGUGCUAUAAAGAAUGAGAGAAGGAUACAGGCUCGCCACGCGGGCAACAAAGAGACAAUCGGUUGCGGUGCGUUGAUGAAGAUGCUGCUAAGCGCGGCGCAGACGCUGCCGCUGCACGUGGGCGCAGCGGGCGAGCGUGCGCCACCGCUGUGCGGUGCUGCGCCUGCUGACCCCGGACAUAUCGCUCGUCCCGGCGAUGCCGUCGCCGCGCUCGUGCGCGUCUCUGACAAGGAGGAGAACUGGAUACUAGCCGAGGUUGUAAGUUGGCUGCCAGCACAAGGCAAGUACGAGGUGGAUGAUAUAGAUGAAGAACAGAAGAAUCGACAUGUGUUGAGUAAGCGGCGGGUUGUCCCGCUACCGUUAAUGCGCGCGGACCCUCGCACCGAUGAACACGCGCUGUUUCCUAAGGGCGCCGUCGUGAUGGCACUCUAUCCGCAGACGACGUGUUUCUACAGAGCGGUUGUCAAUCGGCUUCCUGCUAGUGCUGCCGAUCCCUAUGAAGUUUUAUUCGAGGAUUCCUCGUACGCGGACGGGUAUUCCCCGCCGGAACGUGUAGCGCAGCGCUACGUGAUUGCGAUUAAAGAAGGCAAGGGCCGCGCCACCUGACCCUACUCGCAUUCGCGCGCCUCCACCGCUCCGUCUUCUUCCGCGCGAUCUUCCCCUAUCUCCACCGAUUCCAUUAUGUAGUUUUAUUACGUUUAUAUACAAAUUUUAAUGUACUAUAAAAAAUAUGGCAGGUUUACUAAUUAAAAUAUAGGUCUUACCGUUUUGUUUGUUAGUUAUAAGUGCUCAGUUUAUAAGAAUUGUAAAAUUACUUUUUUAGUGUGUGAACUGCAUUGAUAUACUAAAUUUUUUAUGAUAAUAAAAACUAUAUAUGAAAUAUAUUGAAAUAUUUCAUGUUUUUAAACAAAAUGUAAAGUAUAUAAAAACACAUGACUAGUUAUAGAGAUCAGUCAUAUGAUAUAAAAAAAAAAAUUAUGACUGCUGGUAUAGAAUGUACAAAGAAAAUAGAAAGUCGAGCAAAUGAGGGAUUUGUUGAUGGAGAACAAAACCUUUAAGCAGCACUGGUGAAUGCGUAUUAUGAAGAAUGGACGUAGAUAAGUCAAUCUUGUUAAACUUGACGUAACUCUGGUCUAUUCAGUCUACUAGAAUAUUUUUAUUACGCAAGUUAAUAAUAAUAAAAUGAAAUAAAUUUUAAA
This is a messenger RNA of Galleria mellonella (greater wax moth), 1760 nucleotides long. RefSeq names its product SAGA-associated factor 29 (gene Sgf29). NCBI's taxonomy places the organism in Eukaryota, Metazoa, Arthropoda, Insecta, Lepidoptera, Pyralidae. Bases 280 to 1167 code for a protein of 295 amino acids. Gene Ontology annotation, cellular component: SAGA complex. The transcript has 7 exons. The record is from RefSeq and is a predicted model, not a curated record.